Messenger RNA from Aureococcus anophagefferens, 15154 nucleotides. RefSeq lists its product as hypothetical. Lineage: Eukaryota; Pelagophyceae; Pelagomonadales; Pelagomonadaceae. The coding region runs from base 1 to 15099 and encodes 5032 amino acids. The transcript is spliced from 7 exons. The record is from RefSeq and is a predicted model, not a curated record.
AUGGCCUGCGCGCUCAACAUGUCGCUCCCCGUCAACGCGUCGUGCGCCGGCGGCGCGACGGCCUUCGCCUGCACCUGCGACGCCGCGGCCUUUUGCUGCGACGACGACGACGACUGCGCUUGUCUGGGCCGCGACGGCGGCGACGAGCUCUUCUCCUUCAGCUGGCCGCUCGUCGCCGGGUGGUACGCCAUGUUGGUCGUCCUCUUCUGCGUCGGCCGGCGGGGCCGCUUCGCGGCGCGGCUCUGCGGCCGCCGCGCGGCCGCGCCCGCCGCGGCCGCGCCCGCGGCCGCGCCCGCGGCCGCGCCCGCGCCGCCGCCGAGCGUCCGGACGCGGCGCCUCGCCGAGGGCGACGAGCGUGGCGACGCCUGCACGAUCUGCCUCGGCGCGCUCAAGGCGGGCGACGCGGUCGCGAUGCUGCCGCGCCCGCCGGGGCCGCGAAAGGGCGACGCGAGGUGCCCGCACGUCUACCACGAGGAGUGCCUCCGCACGUGGCUGAAGCGCAAGGCGAGCUGCCCCCUCUGCGCCCGGCCCAUCGUCGAUGACGUCGAGGCGCCCGACGACGCGCGAGAGGGCGGCUGCGACGCGGCGCGCGACGUGUUUUCGACGAUGCGCGCGCUCCGCGUCGCGGCCCUCCUGGGCGUCGCGCGGGCCUACAUCUGUCCGGUCAAGAACUCCGUGCCCCACGAGGCGUCGGGCGACUCGUCGCCGGACGACUGGUACGACGCCGACAAGGAGGCCGAGGACGAGAGCGACGGCUCCGUGGACGUCAUCGCGAUCUCCGAGGUCGCGUCGAAGCUGCGGCUGACGGUCUUUCUCAACGACGGCAGUCCCAGCGCCCCGAGCUUCGUCGGGACGACGAUCCGGGACGGCACCAUCUGCGACGACUACAGCUCCGUCGCCGUCCUCGACGCGGACGGCGACGGAGACCUCGACAUCCUCGUCGGCUGCGUCGAACACGUCGUCCUCUACACGCAGGAAGCGGGAGGCGUCGCCGAGCGCUUCACCAAGAGCGAGCCCUUCGAAUUUGGCUGGGCCUUCGACGGGGCGGCGGGCGUCGCGCUCGCCGUCGGCGUCGCCGACGUCGCGGGCGCCCCGGGCGUCGACCAGGUCGUCGUCGUCACCGGCGGGCCGCCGCCCGAGUCGGGCAACGGGGCGGGGAGCCUCGGCCUGCACUGCCAGAACGUGGACGCUCCCGACCACACCCCGGUCGAUAAUUGGGUGACGGUCGACCUCCCGACGGACUACGCGACCGUCGACGUCGCGCUCGUCGACGUCGACGGCGACGGCCACGUCGACGUCGCGCACGGCCACGCCGACGGCGUCGAGUUCUUCUCCAUGGACGACCCGACGGCGAACCAAAAGUUCCGCGCCUGGUCGCGGCGCCACGCGCUCGCCGUCGCCGACUUCCAGGGCUUCGCCUUCGGCGACGUCGACGGCGACGGGUGGCCGGACAUGGCGACGGCGACGUCGACGGGCAUCGUCUCCUGGCGCGCCGCGUAUGGGGCGCGCGACACCAUCGAGUGGGAGGCGGGGUCCGACGCGGGCUUCGGCACCUCGGUGUCCAUGAGCGCCGACGGCGCCACCGUCGCCGUCGGCGCGCGCGGCCACGGCUUCGUCCAGGUCCUCGACUGGGACCCGGACGCGGACGAGGGAGCGGGCUCGUACGUCCUGCGCGGCGACCCCGGUGACUCGACGAUCGUCGACCCGACCUGCGAUGUCUCGCCGUGCGUCGACGGUGGUGGCUUCGGGAGCGUGGUGUCGCUGAGCGACGACGGUCUCACCGUCGCCGUCUCGGAGCCGUCGUACGAUCGUCUCUGCCCUACCCCCCUGUCCUGCCCGGAGGGGCAAUCCACCGCCAAUGAAUCGGGGGCGGUGCACGUCUUCGAAUGGAAGAGCGGCGAAUGGCAACAAAAGGGCGACCGCAUCUACGGAGAAGACGCGUACGGCGACUUCGGAACCGCGCUCGCGCUCAGCGGCGACGCGACCGUUCUGGCCAUCGGCGCGCCGCGCGCCCCGGCGCAAUCGUCCGACGGCUUCGUGCACGUCUACGCGUGGGACGGCGCCGCGUGGACGAAGCGCGGCGACGACGUCUUUGAGCUGAAGCCGGCGCAAGGAAAAUUCGGCUCGUCCGUCGCGCUGAGCCGAGACGGCGCCGUCGUCGCCGUCGGGUCGAGCAACCACGGGGCGACGGCCGGCGUCGCGCACGUCUUCGAGUGGGACGGCGCGGCCUGGGCGCAGCGAGGCCAGGCCCUCGACGGCGAGGCGGGCGACGAGGCGGGGCAUUCGGUCGCGCUGAGCGCCGCCGGCGACGUCGUCGCCGUCGGCUCUCCCUCCAGCGACGACGUCGCCGACGCCACCGUCGAAGACGUCGGCCGCGUGCGCGUCUGGGCCUUCGACGCGGACACGGACGAGUGGGUCCGGCGCGGCGCGGACGUCGACGGCCGCGCCGAGGAGAACUUCAAGGCGGGCGCGUCCGUGGCGCUGAGCGCGGACGGCGCCGCGCUCGCCGUCGGCGCGAUCGGGAACGACAUCGCCAGCGCCAACCCGGGGUGCGUGGGCGUCUUCGUCUGGGACGGCGCCGCGUGGGCGCAGCGCGGGACGUGGGACGACGCGGCGGCGCGCGACGACGCGCGCGGCGGCGACACCGUCGCGCUGUCCGCGGACGGCGGCGUCGUGGCCUUGGGCGCGCCGGAGGACACGGGCGGCUCCCCGACGGGCGCGCCGACGGGCGCCGUGCACAUCUACGCGCGCGGGCUCCCCUACGCCGCGGAGCGGAGCCAGCAGCUCACUACAGACAACCGACACCAGGUCCACCUCGCGGACCUCGACGGCGACGCGGACCUCGACGUCGUCGCGAUCCACCGCGACCGGUCCAGCGUCGUCGAGCACGAAAACCUGGGUCCCGGCCGGGGCGAGGCGACCUUCGCCACAAACACCGGCCCCAUCUGGUCGGACAAACUGGACAGUUCGGUGCGGAGCGUCGCCGUCGCGGACCUCGACGGCGACGGCGACGUGGACAUCGUCGUGGGCGCCGACGCGUACCUCCCCCGCCACACGCACAAGUACGUGGACUGGCUCGAGAACCCGUGCGCGGCCAACCCGACGGCCGCGCCGACGGCCGCGCCGACGGCCGCGCCGACGGCCGCGCUCGUCUGCGCCGACGGCGAGCGGCGCUUCCUCAACACGCACGCGGCGUUCGCCGACGAGGCGGACGCCGCGCCCGCGCUCAUCGAGGUCUCCGGGACGGGCCACGACGCCAUCGACGGGCGCUACUUCCGCAACCGGGACGACGGCUUCGGCGGCGAUUCGUGCGACCUCCUGAGCGGCCUCCGGUGGGACCACGAGUUCACGGCCGGCGUCCGAAUCCAACGCGCGGACGCGGACAAGUACUACAUCGACGAGGCCGGCUUGGGCAUCUUCUACGAGGCCCAGGGCUCGACCUGCGACCCGAGCGCGCUCGCCUGGACGGCCAAGGCCGGCGAUCUCCACGCGCCCUGGAACGGCUACGGCUGGGUCCCCGAAGUCCCGGACGUGACGGCCUUCCGCAAGCGGGCCCGCGCGUCGUUCGCGGACGCGACGGCGAGCAACGCGGCGGCCGCGUGGCAGACGAUCGAGCGCGUCGCGAGCGAGACGGUCUACGAGUACCUCGAGUACCCCGGCGUCGGCCUGGGCAUGGGCUGGUGCGAGUCCGGCUACGUCUUCGGCGAGAGCAGCGGCCGCGCCGAUUACGAGGGCCCGAAACCGAUCCCGCUCGUGUACUGCAAGGCUCUCUGCGACGCGGCGCCCAACUGCGCGGGCUUCGACUGGAGCACUCAUGGGUGGGAAUGCCGCGGCUACGGCGCGGUCGAGCCGGAGGCGGGAGGCGGAUGCUAUCCGAACUCUGGGUACAACGUCUACGUGCGGUACGCGGCGGCGGAGGACGUCGCGGCCGUGUCGCUCUACCUCGCGGGCUCGGGCACCGCGCGCCUCGACGUCUACGACGCCGACGACGUCGACGACGGACGCGCGGCGAGCGCCGACCCCGCCGUCCGCUUCGCCGGGCUCACGUCCGUUGCGGCGUCGGCGGCGACGGCCUUCGAUUCGGGGGCGACGACGGCCUUCUCGGAGGUGCGCUUCGCGGACUUCUCGCCGCCCCUGAGCUUCUCCGACGCGCGGACCGAGUUCUACGUCUGGCUCCGGGCCGUCGGCGACGACCUCGACGCGUCCGCGCGGCGGGGGGGCGCCGACGCGCUUGGGGGCGCCGGCGCCGCCGAGGGGGUCGCCGGGCGCCUCGACCACGCGGUCUACGUCGGCGACGCCGGCUGGACGUGCCUCCCGUGCCCGGACGGCGCGUUCACCGACCCGGACGACGCCGGCGCGUGCGCGCGGCACGACCCGACGCCCGCGCCGACGCUCGCGCCGACGGCCGCGCCGUCGACGGCCGCGCCGCACGCGCUCGCGCCGACGGCCGCGCCGACGGGCGAAGUCGCGCCGACGCCGUCCCCGACGGCCGCCCCGACGGCCGCGCCGACGGCCGCGCCGACGGCCGCGCCGACGGCGGCCGCCGCGCCGGUGACCUUCGCGCCGUCGCCCACGGUCGCGUGCGGCCCCCACCAGCGGCGGGCAACGAACGCGGGCGCGGGCCUCUGCGAGGACUGCGGCGCGGGCCUCACGUACGUACAAGGCUGCCGCGCGACGACGCUCGAGGCCGCGUGGGUCCACGCCGACGGCGAGGCGACGGGGGAGGCCGAGCGCCGGUGCGCGCCGUCCGGCGGCGGCUGCGCGCUCGCCGUCGUCUACGACGGCCGCGCGGAGGACUGCGCGUCGUUCCGCGUCUCCGCGUCGUGGGCCGCGGACGUCGGCGACGGCGCGGGCGCCGGCGGCGGCGCCCGCCGCCUGACGGAGGGCGUCUACGCCAUCGGCGCCGCCCGCGAGGCCUGGCCCGACUACGUCGCCGGCGGCUUCGACGACGUCCACGGCGCGGCCGCGGGCGACCACGGCGGCAGCGACGACAACUCCGGGUGGCUCGCGCUCUCCGCGGACGGCGCGACGAUGGCCGUCGGCGCGACGCGGGCCGUCACCGUCCUGGCCUCGGGCGACGUCCAGGCGGGCCACGUCCGCGUCUUCCGCGGGACGCCGUGGACGCAGCUCGGGGCCACGCUCGACGCGGCGAACGUCGACAUCGGCGCCGGCGCGCGCUUCGGCGCCAGCGUGGCCCUGAGCGCGGACGGCGCCGUGCUCGCCGUCGGCGCGCCGGAUUCGGGGGCGGGGGGCGCCGUCUUCGUCUUCGAGUACGACGCGUCGGUCGCGGGGGGCUGGGUCGCGGUCGACGCCAGUCCCGACUUCCAGGACUUCCAGGCGGGCGCGAGCUUCGGGCACUCCGUCUCGCUCUCGGCCGACGGUGCCGUCCUCGCCGUGGGGGCGCCCUUCUUCGACGACGGCGAGAUCAACCGGGGCCAGGUGUCCGUCUGGGAGCGGCAGGCCGAUGGCGCGUACUUCUCCGUCUGGGCGCAGCGCGGCGGCGACGUCGACGGCGAAGACGGCGAGGGCGCGCUCGGCUGGUCCGUGGCGCUGAGCGCGGCGGGCGACGUCGUCGCCGCCGGCGCGCCCGGCGACGCCAACGACAAGGUCGGCCACGUCUACGCCUGGGAGUGGCGGGGGCGGUGGGUUCCGCGGCGCACCGCGGGCCUCGAGCGCGUCGGCGGCGAGGAGGUCAACGUCGGCCGCGCGAUCGCGCUCUCCGCGAACGGCGCCGUCCUGGCCCUCGGGUCCUACCGCAACGACGGGAGCUCCGGGGGGGAUUGCUGCGACCGGGGCGUCGUGCGCGUCUACGAGUGGCGCGGCGACGCCGCCGGCUGCGCGCAAAUAGGCGACGACCGCGAUCCCCCCUGCUGGGCGCUCCGCGGCGACGCCAUCGACGGCGCGGCGCCGUACGACAACUUCGGCCGGUCCGUCGCGCUCUCGGCCGACGGCCUCGUCGUCGCCGGCGGCGCGCCGGGCCACGACACCGGGGGCUUCCGCGUGCCGGCGUCAUUCACAGACAACCCGGAGCUGGUCGGCGAGUACCGUCUAUUCCCGUAUUCCUUCGACAAGACGGGUGCCGUCGUUUCGGACCCGCUGGUCGGUCUGUACGAGCGCAGUGAGGACGAUGGGAGCGAGGUACGAGUGUACGUGGCGGCGCUGUUUACAAACGACGGUUGGGACAUGUGGUCGGUGCAGAAGCGCACGUUUGCGGGCGCUGAUUACGCCGACGCGCUCGCUCUUCAUAAUGCGGGCACUGGGCAUGUCGACUACUCGAGCGGCUACGACUUCACGGCGUCUCCGUGGCAGCCUAUCGGUACCGCGAGUCAUCCGAUGGAGGCCAUGCGCGCGUAUCAGGCAUUCGCCGACGGACGGCGCCACCCGGCCCAGAUGCAAGCCGACAACAGCCCGACGGAGACGACGCCCGCCGCCGAUGCCGCGGGCCACGCGCGCGUCCUCGCCUGGGACGGCGCGGCGUGGCGGCCGCGCGGCGCGGACGUCGACGGCACGCGCGCGUCGCCCGACGGCGCCCGGGACGGCCUCGGCGUCGCCGUCGCCCUGAGCGGCGACGGCGCCGUCGUCGCCGCCGGGGCCGCGACGGACGAAGACCAGACGGCCCGGGGCUACGUCGCGACGCGCGCGUGGACCGCGUCGUCGGACCCGCCGGUCGCGUCCGUCGACCUCACGGACGGCCGCACGCUCGCCGCGGACGGCGCGAACCACGUCUACGACGUCGUCGUCUCCUGCGUCGGCUCGGACGGCGGCACGACGAGCCCCGAGGCCCCGAAGCUCACGCUCGAGAUCGUCGGCUACCCGACGGCCGCGCCCACGGGCGCGCCCACGGGCGCGCUGACGGCCGCGCCCGCGGCCGCGCCGACGGCCGCGCCGACGGCCAACCCGACCCCCAACCCGACGGCCAACCCGACGGCCGCGCCCACGGGCGCGCCGACGGCCGCGCCGACGGGGACGCCGACGGCCGCGCCGACGGCUGCUCCCACGGGGACGCCGACGACGCCCGCGCCGACGUCGCGGCUCGUCUGCGGCCCGCACCAGCGCGUCGAGGUCCCUGUCGUCGGCACCAACGCCUGCGUCGACUGCCCGGCGGGGGAGACCAACGACCCCCAGGACGACAGCGCGUGCCGCGACGCCUCCUGGACGAUCGAGUCCGUGAACGACGCCACCACCGCCCCCUACGAGUGCCCGCACGCGGGACCCUGCGCCAUUCUCGUCGCGUACGCGGGCCGCUUCAGCGAGUGCUUCGGCAUCGAGCUGACGGCCCAGGUCCAGGACUGCGUCCAGGACUGCGAUGAUGUCCGCGAACUCGCGCCCCCCGCGGAUCCCGAGGACGGCUUCGCGCUCACCGUGCAGCUCAUCGACGAGGACUGGAGCCCCGCCUUGCAUCCGUCGAUGGUCGUCGAACGCGUCGCGGUCACGGUCCGCUGCACAAACGACGCUCCCACCGCGGCGUCUUCGGCGACGGUCACCGUCGUCGUCGUCGACAUCCCGACGCCGGCGCCGACGGCCGCGCCGACGGCCGCGCAGACGGCCGCGCCCACGGCCGCGCCGUCGGCCGCGCCGACGCCCGCGCUCGUCUGCGCCGACGGCGAGCGCCGCUUCCUCAACGCCGUGCCGGGCUUCGCCGAGUCGCCGGCGCUCCUCGUCGUCGCCGGCACUGGCCGCGCCGACGUCGACGGGCGCUACUUCGCCGUCGUCGAGGAGGCCGAGCGAGUCGUCGGCGACGGCGCGUGCAACGUGGAGAACGGCCUGAGCUACGUCCACGAGUUCGAGCAGAGCACGCUGCGGCGCAGCGACGCCGGCAGCUGGGCCAUCCUUGCCCUCGUCCAGGACAGCCUGACCACCGUCUACACCGACGCCGGGGGCGAAACCUCCGUGUGCGACCCCGAGGGGUUUUCAUGGACCGAGUUCCACGAGUCGGUCUUGGACAACCCGACGGUGACCGCCUUCGACGGCGAGCCCGGCUGGCAGUGCCUCGACUGCCCGGCGGGGACGAGCACGGACCCGGACGACGCGGACAAGUGCCUGCGGCCCGACCCGACGGCGGCGCCGACGACGUCGCCGACGGCCGCGCCCACGGGGACGCCGACGCAGGCUCCCACCGUGACGCCGGGCGAGCCGACGCUCGCGCCCGCGACGCCCGCGCCCACGGCGGCGCCCACGGCCGCGCCCACGGGGACGCCGACGACGUCGCCGACGGCCGCGCCCACGGGGACGCCGACGCAGGCUCCCACCGUGACGCCGGGCGAGCCGACGCUCGCGCCCGCGACGCCCGCGCCCACGGCGGCGCCGACGGCCGCGCCCACGGGGACGCCGACGACGUCGCCGACGGCCGCGCCCACGGGGACGCCGACGCAGGCUCCCACCGUGACGCCGGGCGAGCCGACGCUCGCGCCCGCGACGCCCGCGCCCACGGCGGCGCCGACGGCCGCGCCCACGGGGACGCCGACGACGUCGCCGACGGCCGCGCCCACGGGGACGCCGACGCAGGCUCCCACCGUGACGCCGGGCGAGCCGACGCUCGCGCCCGCGACGCCCGCGCCCACGGCGGCGCCCUCGGUCACUCCGACGCCCGCGCCCUCGGUCACGCCGACGCCCGCGCCCUCGGUCUCUCCGACCCCGGCGCCCACCGUGACGCCGGGCUCGCCGACGCUCGCGCCCGCGACGCCCGCGCCCACCGCCGCGCCGACGGCCGCGCCGACGCUCGCGCCCUCGGUCGCUCCGACGGCCGCGCCCACGGGGACGCCGACGCCCGCGCCCUCGGUCGCGACGUUCGGAGGCGCGACGGACCGCGCGGGCCUCGCGGCCGCGUUCGCCUGCGGCGACGUCCUCGUCGUCGACGGCCUCGGCGAGGGCGCGACGUGCUACUUCGAGGACGCGUAUACGCUGCGCGUCGUGCCCGGCGCGGCGAGCGCCGCGGCGCCCGGCGGCCGCGCGUGGCUCCGGCCGGAGCCGCGGCCGCGCGGCGUCCGCGCGUUCCCCGGGCCGGCCUGCUGGGCCGCGGCGGCGGGCGGCGAGGCGACCGCCGUCGUCGUCGCGGCGCCGCGGGACGCCGUCGAGCCCGCCGUCGCGCUCGCGGCGCCCGCGGCCGUCGCCGCGUGCGGCGCCGUCGCCGUCGACAUCCUCGCGUCGACGGGCGACGGCGGCCGGCCCUGGGCCGACGUCGUCUGGACCGUCCCCGCGGGCGCGGUCCUGGCCGACGGGGCGCGGGGCGCGCCGUCGGCGACGCUCGCCGACGUCUCCGCCUUCGCGGGCGGCGAGCUCGCGGUGAGCGUCGAAGCGACGAACUUCCUCGGCGGCGCCGACGCCGCGUCCGCGACGAUCGCCGUGCGCGCCGCGGCCGUGCCCGACGUCGUCGUGCCCGGCGACUUCUCCGCGGAGCGCCGCGGCGACGUCGUCGAGCUCGUCGCCGAGGCCGUGGCGAGCGCCUGCCCCGGCGAGGCGCCGGACUCCGCGCGCCUCGUCUACGCCUGGGCGUCGACGGCCGGCGGCGAGCAGCUCUCGGAGCCGAACAAGUUCCGCCUGCCGGCGCACGCGACGGCCGCGGCCUUCGUCGACGUCGAGGUCACGGUCACGGACCGCCUCGGCCGCGAGAACGCCGCGUCCGCGCGCGUGACCUACGCGCCGAGCCCGCUCGAGGCGGCCAUCGCCGGCGCGGACCGCCGGUCCGUCGCCGUCGGCGCGGUCGCGGAGCUCGACGGCGCCGGGAGCCGCGACCCCGACGUCGCCGCGGGCGCGCCGGCGGCCCUGGCCUACGCGUGGUCCUGCGUCGACCCCGCGGGCGGCAGCUGCGGCGCCGCGUCGACGGCGACCUUCGCCUUCACGCCGGCCGCGGCGGGCGACCACGUCGUGACGCUCGCGGUGUCCGGUGGCGGCCGCGUCGCCGAGGCGACGGCCGAGCUCGACGCCGCCGUCGUCGUCGACCCGCGGGGCGUGCCGGACGUCGGCGUCGUCACGGCCUUUGAGCGGGCGACGGCGUCGGGCCUCUGCAAGUUCCAGGCGGACGUCGGGGGCGACUACGUCGACGAGGGCAUCAGCUACGUCUGGCGGGUCGUCGAGGGCGCGCUCGAGGGCUCGCUCGCGUCCGUCGCGGCGUCGCCCGCGAGCGGCGACGUCUUCGCCUACCGGCUCGUGUCGCUGGACGUGCCCUGCGACGCGCUCACGGCCGCGGGCGGCCCCUACGGCAUGGAGCUCUCGGCCAAGUACGCGGACGGCGACGAGGAGGCCCGGGCCGUCGUGAGGUACGCGCCCGCGAGCCCGCCCAAGGCCGGCGAGCUGCGCGUCGACCCGCCCCGGGGCGUCGAGGCGACGGACCUCUUCCAGCUGAGCCUGCCCGACGCGGCGUCGUUCGUGCCGGAUCGGCCCAAGCUCGAGUACGCGUUCUUCGAAUCCGACGAGGCCUGCGAGUCCGAGGCCUGCGAGUUCGCGAUCGUGCAGCGGGGGCCGUCGUCGCGGCCCGGCCCCGUGACCCUGAGCGCGGGCCUCGCCGCGAUGGCCGGCGAGGCCGCGCGGAAGCGGGUCGUGGCCUACGUCUGGGACGCGGACGGCACGCGCGCGCGCGCCGAGGCCUGGGUCGACGUCGUCCCGCUCGCGGACCUCGGGGCCGUCGAGGAGGCCGCGGCGGAGGCCAUCGAGGAGGCGCUGGAGACCGACGACGUCGACGAGCUCGUCAACGCCAUCCACCAGACGGCGACGAUGCUCCGGCGCCUCGCCGCGGUCGACGCCGCGACGUCGGCGCCGAGCCGCGCGCCGACGACGCUCGCGCCGACGACGCCCGCGCCGUCCGUGACGCCGGGCGCGCCGACGCCCGCGCCCGCGACGCCGCCGCCGACGACGCGGUCGCCGACGACGCGCGAGCCGUCGCGCGCGCCGACGGGCGCGGCCGCGCGCGCCGAGGCCGAGGCCGCGGCGGCCGCGGCGUUGGAGAUCAAGGUCGAGGUCGUCGCGGAGCUCAUCGACGCCUUCGAGGCCGUCGUCGAGCUCCAGGCCGACACGGUCGACGAGCAGGAGACGAUCAACACGCGCGCGAUGAUCGCCGACGCCGUCACGGCCGACGUCGAGGCCCUCGAGGCCCAGGCGCCGGAGGAGCAGGACGCGCUCGCGGCGACGGUCGCCGACGUCGUGAGCUCGCUGCGGGACGUGCCCGUGGCGGCGGACGCGGCGGCGAGCUUCCUCAAGACGCUCGGGCGCCUCGACGGCCUCGGGCUCUUCGCGGGGAGCGAGAAGAUUGCGACGCCGGCCUACGGCGACCGCGCGGCGGCCCCCGCGGCGGCGGCGCGGCGGCUCGAGGACGCGCCGGCGACGUUCGCGUCGCUCCUCGACGACGUCGCGGCGUCGCUCCUCGUCGAGGCGACGCCGGGCGCUGACGCCACCGACAUCGACGACGGCGCGGGCCUGCGGCUCGUCGCGACGCGGCUGCUCGCGUCGACGACGGGCGCGUCCGCGUCGGGCGCGAAGACCUUCAAGAGCGUCAACUUCUACCGGCGCGUCGGGCCCGACGCCAAGGUCACGACGGGCAGCGACGACGCCGACGUGUCCGUCGUCCGCUACGCGCGCGACCCGCACCCGUCGGCCGCGACGCCGGUCCUGUCGGAGGCGCGGCGCGUCGGCGUCGGCAGCGGCGCGGCCGCGACGUUCAAGCUCUCGCUGCCGACGACGGCCGGCGGCAACGCGACGCUCGGCGACCUGCCGCCGGCCUCGGAUGCGACGAUCUUCCUUGUUUGUGGUGAAACAACUUCGGCGACGUACUGCGAGGGCGCCGUCGCCGAGGCGGACGUCGCCGCGGACGUCUGCGCGGGCUGGAACGCGUCGACGCGCGUCGCCGUCGCGCUCUCCUGCGCCUACGCGGCCGCCGUGCGCUGCGAGGUCUUCGACGAGGACGGCGGGGACUGGGUCGACGCGGACGGCUGCGCCGUCGACGAGGCGUCGUCGGACUCGGAGCAGACGACGUGCGCGUGCGCCGCGGCGCCGGGCGCGCCGCCGCGCGACUACGCGGCGAUGUCGUCCGCGGACGCCUACGCGGCCUACGCGGCGACGUCCUUCAACGACCCCCUGUCGACGAGCCUCCUCACGCAGAGCUGGGUCGUCUUCUCCUUCAUGGCGUCGUGCGCGGCCGUCUGGCUCGCGUUCGCCGCCGUCGGCCACGCGCUCGACCGGCGCUUCGAGAAGCGCGAGGCCGCGCGCGAGGCCGCGGCGUCGCGCGCGGCGGCGACCAAGGCGCGGCGGCCGUCGUCGGCGCGCCAGCGCACGCGGCUCCACCAGCUCGAGAAGUCGCUCGCGAAGCAGAAGCUCAAGGCGCAGCUCACGCCGGCGUCGUCCGCGCGCGACCUGAAGGCGCACGCGCGGUCCGUGCACCGCGCGGUGCUCCGCGCGUCGCUGCCGUCCGUCGUCACGAAGCACCGCCUCGUGCGGCGCACGCUGCGCAACCCGGACGAGGCGGAGGCCAAGUCCUUCAAGGAGCUGCGCCUCGUGCUCUGGACGGUCUACUACAACCACUCGUGGUUCUCCAUCGCGUCCGUCUACUCGCGGGACCACCCGCGGUGGCGGCGCUGCCUCCUCGCCUUCUUCGAGACCAUGAUCAUCGCGGUCUGCGAGGCCGUCACGGCCUGGGUGUCCUACCCCGUGGGGCUCUGCAAGGUCGCGGACGACGCGGCGAGCUGCGAGAACAUCCGGUCGUCGACGUCGUUCGGCACGGACAACAACUGCCGCUGGGACGUGUCCACGGAGCCCGAGUGCGUCUUCGACCCGCCGCGGGGCUCUGGCGAGAUCUUCUUCAUGCGCCUCCAGAUGGCCGUCGUCUCCGUGGCCAUCACGCUGCCGCUCCUGAAAUUCGCGAACUGGAUCUUCGACUCCUACGUCUUCGCGCCCGUGGUCACCGCGUCCGAGCUCGCCGCGCGGCGGCGCCGCGGCUCAAACGCGGGCGGCUACCCGUCGGAAUUCCUCGCCGGGCGCCAGCUGCUGGCGAACCUGGGCAUGGACGAGGUGCCCGACCCGCGCUACAAGCGCGACGACCGGCUCACGCGGCUCCUCCAGCGGGCCUUCGGCGGGUCCGCGGCGGCCAAGGAGGUCAAGCGCGCGCGGACGGCGGAGCGCAUCGCCCACGCCUUCGCGUCCCUCGCGCGCUGGCAGACCAUGCGCCUCGUGCUGCGCCAGCGCCAGGAGAUCCGCGACGCGAUCGCGGACCUCGACGACGGCGUCUACGACGGCGCGGUCGCGCCGCCGCCGCGGCGCGGCGCGGCGCCGCCGCCGGCCGCGGCCGGGCCCGACGUCGUGGGGACCGUGGCCGCGGCGGGCGGCGCGACCUUCGACCGGCGCGCGCUCCUGCGGCGGACGGCGAACAUGCGGAGCCUCCGGGACUUUCUGGACCGGCGCGCGGCGUCGCCGUACCGCAGCGCGCUCGUCGCGCUGCUGCGGCACCACGGCGCGUACUGGCACCUCGACCCGGACGCGUUCUUCUGGCAGCGGACCUUCGCGACGCGCGUGCACGCGGUGCUCGUGGACUCGAUCACGGUCGCGAGCCGGUGGAUCGACAGGAUCCACGACGGCGACGCGGCGCACGCGAAGCGCCUGCUCGCGCUCUACCAGCUCAAGGUCGCCGAGGAGCUCCACGGCAUCGAGCGCGACCUCUUCUACCGCCACUGCUCCCUCGAGGCCGUCAAGGACGCGGGCGCCGCGGGCGCGGACGCCGUGUCGCCCAACGCGCGGCGCGCCGCCGUGGGCGUCGUCUGCCUGGCGCUGGUCGGCAUGGGCUACUUCAUGCUCUUCUUCGCGCGGGCCUACGACCGGGGCAGCAUGCAGGAGAACUGGCUCUACGCGACGGUCAUGACCAUGUUCCUCAUCAUCUUCGUCUUCGAGAAUCUGCGGUCGCUCAUCCUGCUCAUCUACCUGCCGGCGCUGCUCGUGCCCAAGCUGCGCCACAUCCGCGACCCGCUCCACGUGCCCCUCGUGCCCUUCCGGCACGAGACGCCCGUGACGCCCGUGCAGCUCGUCGACGUCCGCGAGGCGCGCGCGGUGCUCAAGGCGUCCGCGGUGCCGCGGCGGCUCCACGCGCGCCUGGGGACCGUGCGCCGCGAGAGCGGCCUCUUCGUGUCCACGGACGACCCGACGGACGUGCCCCGGCCGGUGUUCUGGCGCGCCGCGGCGGACCGGUGGGCGCGGUUCCGGGACCGGCUCUUCGAGGACGACGACGAGCUCAUCGUCGACGCGGACCACGACGACCGCGACGUCAACCGCGACUUCCGCCGGGGCCACGCGGCGGGCUGGAGCCUCGACAACGUGCGCGAGCGGCUCGGCUACGUGAACUGGGAGCGGCCGCGGCUCCACGCGGCCGCGCUCGUCUGCGGCGGCUUCGUCACGCGCUGCGUCAUGCGGCUCCACCAGGAGUUCCAGGAGCUCUUCCUCGAGGAGACGGCGAAUUUGCUCACGAUCAUCGUCGCGUCCGUGUCCGGCGAGGUCUUCGACGUCUUCCGGCGCGGCCGCGGCUCCGCGACGGAGGCGCGGCGCCGCGGCGCGUCCGUCAUGGUCUUCUCGUUCCUCGUCGUCUUCGCGCUCGUCGUCUACGUGGCCCGCGCGUGCGUCUACCCCGUGCUCCGGCGCUCCUGCCGGCGCCUCGCGCGCGCGCUGCGGCCCGCGGCCGCCGUCGAGGCCGCCGCGGGCGACGGCGAGAGCGACGACGACGACGACGGCGCCGCGGACGCCUACUUCCGCCGCGCGGACCGCGAGGACGAGGACCUCUUCUCCGACGACAGCGACGUCGACCUCGUGCCGCGGCGCGACGACUACGACUCCGACGACGACGACCUCGCGGAGCAGCUGAGCGCGCUCGAGACGAGCGCGUUCCAGCAGAACAUCCACGUCCGCUUCGACCGCGAGUCCUCGCUCGCGUCGCGGCCCGGCGACGGCGACGACGACGCCGGCGACGGCGCGGCGCCGGACGACGACGACGACGACGACGCCCCGGCCGCGGACGUCGCGCCCGCCGCGUCGACCGCGCGCCGCGUCGGCUUCGUGGACCAGGUCGAGGCCGACGCGGCGCUCCGCGAGCGCCGCACGGCGAACGCGCGGCGCUUCGACCCCGAGACCUAGGGCGCGCGGAGAACGUGCCCCGCUCCGCGGACCUAAGGAAAACGUGUCCCGCGUG